Messenger RNA from Salmo salar (Atlantic salmon), 3386 nucleotides. RefSeq names its product serine/threonine-protein kinase tousled-like 1-B. The record is from RefSeq and is a predicted model, not a curated record. Gene Ontology annotation, molecular function: protein serine/threonine kinase activity; ATP binding. Gene Ontology annotation, cellular component: nucleus. Lineage: Eukaryota; Metazoa; Chordata; Actinopteri; Salmoniformes; Salmonidae. Gene Ontology annotation, biological process: chromosome segregation; peptidyl-serine phosphorylation; intracellular signal transduction.
AGUAAGGUACAACAGCACAGGGCACUUCCAGACGCACUGCAGAGGUGUGAGGAGGUUAUGUCCAAAAUGUUAAAUUCCAACAUUUUGUGAGGUUACCGGUGCAGCUGGGCUUAUGUCUAAACAUUGCAAGGUUUCAAAAAUCACGAGAUUGUACUGCCACUGACAGCGGUGUUUGUUUGCUUUGUCGUUUCAAAAAGUAGCUUGAUGAGUGUCCAAAGUAACAUUGGAAGUUUGGAGAGGACGCCAUCUUGGCCCUAGCUCUCCACGUCCCCGACAGCACAGGGGUUGCUUUCUCAGCAACAUAUCACGGCAGUGGUGAAGGCCAAGGAAGGCACCAUGGAGGAGCUGCACAGCCUGGACCCCCGGAGACAAGAGCUGCUGGAGGCUCGAUUCAUGGGCGGGGUCAGUGGCAGCACCGGGGGCAGCACUGGCAGCACCAGCGGGGGAACCAAAGCCUUGACAAACAAUGAAUGUUCAAAUCAAAGUUUUGGAAGCCUGGGGUCCUCCAGUGACAAAGAGUCAGAGAGCUCAGACGUGAAAAGGGGGAGCUCUCCUGCAUACUCGACUCCUGAAAAGAAACACUCUGAAUCGUCCAGAGGAAGAAAGAGGAAACCUGACACCCAGUCAGAGAACAGCCAAGGGAAGUCUAUUGUGCGAGGACCCAAAAUUAGUGAUUAUUUUGAUUUCCAUGGAGGGAACGGGUCCAGUCCUGUGAGAGGUCUCCCCUCUGUGAUCCGCUCACCUCAGAACUCACAUUCCCACUCUGUGCAGGGUUCCAGUAUUAGGCAAAACAGCUCAUCGCCUACGAGUCUGUCUUUUGGGGAACAUGUGAUGCAUCCAAGGCAGUUAGCAAUCAAAUGUGUGCAGACUGACCUGACGGGGCUCAAGUUGGCUGCCCUGGAGAUGAACAAGAACCUGGACCUUGAGAAAAAAGAAGGCAGAAUUGAUGAUUUGCUUAGAGCGAACUGCGAUCUCAGGAGACAGAUAGACGAACAACAGAAAUUACUUGAAAAGUACAAAGAACGCUUAAAUAAAUGCAUCACCAUGAGCAAGAAGUUGCUCAUAGAAAAGAGCACCCAGGAGAAACAGGCGUGCCGGGAAAAGAGUAUGCAGGACAGACUACGGUUAGGCCAUUUCACCACUGUGCGACAUGGAGCCUCUUUCACAGAGCAGUGGACCGAUGGCUUUGCCUUCCAAAACCUAGUCAAACAGCAAGAGUGGAUAAACCAACAGAGGGAGGAUAUCGAGAAGCAGAGGAAACUCCUAGCCAAAAGGAAACCCCCAUCGUCCAGCAACUCCCAAGCACCAACCACAAACUCUGAGCCAAAGCAACGCAAAACCAAGGCAGUGAACGGAGCAGAGAAUGAUCCCUUUCUGAAGCCCAGCCUACCUCAGCUGUUGACUCUAGCUGAGUAUCACGAGCAGGAAGAGAUCUACAAACUACGACUCGGGCACCUCAAAAAGGAAGAAGCGGAAAUCCAGGUGGAGCUGGAGCGUCUGGAGAGAGUGCGGAACCUUCACAUUCGGGAACUUAAGAGAAUAAAUAACGAGGACAGUUCACAAUUCAAAGACCAUCCGACUUUGAACGAGAGAUAUCUACUGUUACAUCUUCUGGGAAGAGGAGGCUUUAGUGAAGUUUACAAGGCGUUUGACUUGAUUGAGCAACGCUAUGCUGCUGUGAAAAUUCAUCAGCUCAACAAGAACUGGAGAGAGGAGAAAAAGGAGAAUUAUCACAAACAUGCCUGUCGGGAGUACAGAAUACACAAGCAGCUGGACCACCCCAGAAUCGUCAAGCUGUAUGACUACUUCUCACUGGACACAGACACGUUUUGCACAGUUUUGGAAUACUGUGAAGGCAAUGACCUGGACUUCUACUUGAAGCAGCACAAGCUGAUGUCGGAGAAGGAGGCCCGCUCCAUCGUCAUGCAGAUUGUGAAUGCGCUCCGAUAUCUGAACGAUAUCAAGCCCCCCAUCAUCCACUAUGACCUCAAGCCGGGUAACAUCCUGCUUGUUGAUGGCACAGCGUGUGGGGAAAUCAAAAUCACAGACUUCGGUUUGUCCAAAAUCAUGGACGACGACAGCUACGGUGCAGAUGGCAUGGACCUGACAUCACAAGGAGCAGGGACCUACUGGUACUUGCCUCCGGAGUGUUUUGUUGUUGGCAAAGAACCUCCAAAGAUUUCCAACAAGGUGGACGUGUGGUCUGUGGGUGUCAUCUUUUUCCAGUGUUUGUAUGGAAGAAAACCGUUCGGCCACAAUCAGUCUCAGCAGGAUAUCCUGCAGGAGAACACAAUACUUAAUGCAACCGAAGUUCAGUUUCCUGUCAAGCCUGUUGCCAGUAAUGAAGCAAAGGCCUUUAUAAGGCGCUGCCUGGCAUACAGGAAGGAGGACCGGUUUGAUGUUCACCAGCUGGGAAGGGAUUCCUACCUGCUUCCUCACAUGAGGAGGUCCAACUCUUCAGGGAACCUGCAGAUGGGUGCCGGUGGCUCAGGACCUGCCGCCUCCAGUAUCAUUUCAUACUGAGGGCUGGUCCUGAACUGACUGAAUUACUGCCUGGCUGCCCCACGCCUGCAGAGCCCCCCUCCCCCAUAGGACCGUGUGUGGGGGAGAGGAGCUACAUGCCAACUAGCGGUGUAUGGAAGGACAAGAGGGCCAUAGACACUGCAGACUGAAUGGUGUGGAGUUAGGCCUUCGCCUGUACUGUGCUGUUUCAAAUGUGUUUUCUAAAGACUAAUGAAAGGAUGUUUAAAGAACAUAAGUGAAUGACUUUGUAAAGGUUGAAUAGAGCACUGCUACAGACAAAGUACCUUGAAGAAAUGUGACUGGACACUUGAGUUUCUUUUGCUGGUGGAAGCCUUAUAGGGCCAACUGGCAGCCUGCUGUUUUUAGAACUGUUAACAUCCUCUUGCAAGGGUGCAAAUGCUUUAGCUGCGAAGAGGUUCCUUUUUCACCAUCAAUUUGGCUGUUUGUUUUUUGUUUUCAGCGAAAGUGUUAGGUUUUAAUUUGAGUUGUACAAUUAGCUAUGAGAAUGUAAUUUUAGCAUACAAGUGGCAUUAUUGUCAUUUAGGCCCAGGCAGCAUACUAAUGUUGAAUGCACAAAAUAACCAAAUGUAGACGAAUGGCAAUGUACAGAAUAAUAUGCAGGAUGAUUAAAAAUAAUUCCUUCAAGAGUAAAUGUAUAUUUGCUGUACAGAAGAUUUUCAGAUUUUGAAUUGCAGCUGUACCAUGGUUUAACAAUUUCCCUUGUACAUUUAUGUCCUGGAGUGUUUUCAUUUUGCUGCUUUUGAUGUUACUUUUUAAAGGGCUGUAUGAUCCACUUUGGGUACAAUUGUACAGUUCUAUAAAAAGAAUAAAUGAUGACUGAUAAUAAAUACCAGGAAAUCAUA